Monopterus albus (swamp eel) is the source of this 6183-nucleotide messenger RNA. It is a transcript of the gene slc12a5b, whose product is annotated as solute carrier family 12 member 5b. Gene Ontology annotation, cellular component: plasma membrane. Lineage: Eukaryota; Metazoa; Chordata; Actinopteri; Synbranchiformes; Synbranchidae. The transcript has 26 exons. Gene Ontology annotation, biological process: cell volume homeostasis; potassium ion homeostasis; chemical synaptic transmission. Bases 261 to 3623 code for a protein of 1120 amino acids. The record is from RefSeq and is a predicted model, not a curated record. Gene Ontology annotation, molecular function: potassium:chloride symporter activity.
CAACUCUCCCCUGCAGCCCCUCUUAGUCUCUCCAUCCUCCUUCUGAAGAGGAGUACAGACAAGACAAGUGAAAGAGAGGAUACAAUAUAGAUUUCCUUUCUUUAUUGUUUUUUUUUUUUAACUGAGCUACUAGAGGCGAAAGAGAAAGGGUUUCAAGAAGCAGAAGUAAAACAUCUUUAUUGUUUGGUUCAACCCACCCAGAGUUUUUUUUUUUUUUCUAAGCGUCGUGCUCAGUGUGCACAGCCCGAGGAGGAGAGCAGAUGCUGGACAACAUGACGGACUGCGUGGCAGGACAGGGGAGACCCAACAGCCAGGGUGAUGGGAACCCUAAAGAGCGCAGUCCUUCCAUUAACAGCCACAGAGCGGGUGAAGCGGGGAAGAGCCAGGAUUAUGAUGGCAAGAACAUGGCUCUGUUUGAGGAGGAGAUGGACACCAGUCCAAUGGUCUCCUCUCUGCUCAGCAGCCUGGCCAACUACUCCAACCUGCCAACGGGCAGCAGGGAACAUGAAGAGGCCGAGAAUAAUGAGGAGGGGCCACGGUUAUCACAAAAACCAGUCACGGCACCACAGCUGGGCACUCUGAUGGGAGUAUACUUGCCUUGUAUCCAGAAUAUUUUUGGGGUGAUCCUCUUCCUGAGGAUGACCUGGAUGGUUGGAAUUGGAGGCGUCUUUGGCACUUUCAUUAUCGUCUUCAUGUGUUGCUCCACAACCAUGCUGACGGCCAUCUCUAUGAGUGCCAUUGCAACAAAUGGAGUUGUACCAGCUGGAGGUUCAUAUUACAUGAUCUCUCGCUCACUGGGGCCCGAGUUUGGUGGAGCUGUUGGGAUCUGCUUUUACUUAGGCACCACUUUUGCAGGUGCCAUGUACAUUCUUGGCUGUGUUGAAAUUCUGCUGAUUUAUAUUGUUCCUCAGGCAGCCAUUUUCAAGCUUGAGGGUCUGGAGGGGCUAGAGGCAGAGAUCGCUCUCCUCAACAACAUGAGGGUGUAUGGCACCAUCAUACUGAGCUUAAUGGCAGUGGUGGUGUUUGUAGGGGUCAAAUAUGUCAACAAGUUGGCACUGGUCUUCCUGGCUUGUGUCAUUCUCUCCAUCUUGGCUGUUUACGCCGGAGUCAUCAAGACUGCUGUUGACCCUCCGUUCUUCCCCGUCUGCCUCCUGGGAAAUCGAACUCUUGUCUCUAAAGGAUAUGACAUCUGUGCAAAAGUCAUUGAAAUAGACAAUGAAACUGUCACCACUACACUGUGGAGGUCCUUCUGUGAUUCUGAGUACCUCAAUGCCACUUGUGAUGAAUAUUUCACCAACAACAAUGUCACAGAGAUACAGGGCAUCCCCGGGGUUACUAGUGGCAUCCUGGCAGAGAACCUGUUUGGAAACUACCUGGAGAAAGGGAUGAUCCUGGAGAAGCGUGGACUUGCAUCAAACAUGGAUCCAGACAGUCCCACAUCCAGCUCCAACCAUUACGUCCUGGCUGACAUCACCAGCUUCUUCACCCUGCUGGUGGGGAUAUACUUCCCUUCUGUCACAGGUAUUAUGGCUGGCUCCAACCGCUCUGGAGACCUGCGUGAUGCUCAGAGGUCGAUCCCCAUUGGCACCAUUGCAGCCAUCACCACUACAUCUACUGUGUACAUGUCCUGUGUGGUGCUGUUUGGUGCCUGUAUAGAAGGAGUAGUCCUAAGGGACAAGUUUGGCGAAGGUGUCAGUGGCAACCUGGUGAUUGGUACACUGGCAUGGCCAUCUCCAUGGGUCAUUGUGUUUGGCUCCUUCUUUUCCACCUGCGGAGCUGGGCUUCAGAGUCUGACAGGAGCUCCACGCCUCUUACAGGCCAUCUCAAAGGAUGGCAUCAUCCCAUUUCUUAGAGUGUUUGGGCAUGGCAAAGCCAAUGGGGAGCCCACCUGGGCCCUCUUGCUCACAGCUAGUAUCUGUGAGAUUGGCAUUAUCAUCGCUUCUCUGGAUUCAGUUGCACCCAUCCUCUCCAUGUUCUUCUUGAUGUGCUACAUAUUUGUCAAUCUUGCCUGUGCCCUGCAGACUUUGUUGAAGACACCAAACUGGAGGCCGCGCUUUAAGUUUUACCACUGGGCCCUGUCUUUCCUGGGUAUGAGUCUUUGCUUGUCGCUCAUGUUCGUCUGUUCCUGGUACUACGCCAUAGUUGCCAUGGGUAUCGCCACCUGCAUCUACAAAUACAUAGAGUUCUGCGGAGCUGAGAAGGAGUGGGGUGAUGGGAUACGUGGGCUAUCACUUAGCGCUGCGCGCUUUGCUCUCAUGAGGCUGGAGGAGGGACCACCACACACCAAGAACUGGAGGCCUCAGAUCCUGGUUCUGGUGAGUGUGGACGCUGAGCAGAACGUGGAGCAGCCUCGUCUGCUCUCUCUGACCAAUCAGCUGAAAGCAGGGAGGGGUCUGACGAUUGUUGGCACUUCAGUUCAAGGAACCUUCCUUGACAACUAUACUGAGGUGCAGAGGGCAGACCAGUCUUUGCGUAAGUUGAUGGAGGCAGAGAAGGUGAAGGGCUUCUCUCAGGUGGUUAUCUCCUCCAACCUGAGAGAUGGGAUGUCCCACCUGAUUCAGACUGGAGGUCUGGGAGGUCUGAAGCACAACACUGUAAUGAUCAGUUGGCCUUGUAACUGGAAAGAGCCUGAGUACCACCAGCAAUUUAGAAACUUUAUUGAAGUGGUUAGAGAGACAACUGUAGCCAGUCUGGCCUUGUUGGUUCCUAAGAACAUUUCCACCUUUCCACUGAAUGGAGAGUGCUUCACUGAAGGCCACAUAGAUGUGUGGUGGAUUGUCCACGAUGGAGGCAUGCUGAUGCUUCUGCCCUUCCUGCUGCGUCAGCAUAAGGUGUGGAGGAAGUGCAAGAUGCGUAUUUUCACUGUAGCCCAGAUGGAUGACAAUAGUAUCCAGAUGAAAAAAGACCUCAUCACCUUCCUCUAUCACCUACGCUUUGAUGCAGAGGUGGAAGUGGUGGAGAUGCAUGACAGUGACAUCUCAGCCUACACCUAUGAGAAGACACUGAUAAUGGAACAACGGUCGCAGAUUCUCAAACAGAUGCAUUUGACCAAGAAUGAAAUGGAGAGAGAGAUCCAGAGCAUUACAGAUUCAUCCCGUGGGUCUAUCCGGCGUAAAAAUCCGUCUGCCUUGCACUCACAGCACAGACCAGAGGAAGCGGCCAGCCUGGCCGAGAAACUAGAAGAGGAGCCUGUGGCAGUCUCCAACCCAAAACAGGUACAGCUGAUCCAUGGUAAGAAUGCGUCCACGACGACAAGCCCCACAACUCCUGCUGUGUCAGCAGGGGGCGCUACCACCUUGACUGACAACAAAGGUACAGACAAGGGGAAGAGUCUUUUAGCAGUGACCCCAGAGGCAGGCAAAGAUCAUUUCAACAUGAAACCGGAAUGGGAGAACUUGAACCAGACUGAUGUGAGGUGCAUGCACACAGCAAUGCGACUCAAUGAGGUCAUCACAAAGAAGUCCAAGGAGGCAAAGCUCAUCCUGAUCAGCAUGCCUGGGCCACCAAAAAACCGUGUGGGCAAUGAAAACUACAUGGAGUUCCUUGAGGUGCUCACUGAAGGUCUCAAUCGCAUCCUCCUGGUGCGUGGAGGUGGACGUGAGGUAAUCACCAUCUACUCCUGAAGGGCUUUUAAUAACAGCCCCUACAUGGACACUGCCCUCUCCUCUGUCUGUAUUAUGUCAGUAAAUUCCUCUCACACCUGUCCAAUCACCUGCUACCACAUGUAGAAGUCAGACACCAGGGUUUAAAGGUGACAUCUGUUAUCUUUUAUCACUGGAGAAUAUGGAGAAUAUUGCAAUAGUCAUGUCUUAUCAGCAGUUAACAGCAGAUGAGUUUAUGGUUGUGAAAAAACAUCAAAACUUCACUUAUCUUCAGAAAAUGGAAGGCUUUCUUUCUAUCUAUCUUUCUUUCCUUUUUAAUUCUCUUUUUAUUGGGAUAUACCAAGGCACAUACAAAAAAUAUAUUUUGUGUGAAAAGAAGCCUUGACUGUCUAUGCCUUCUGUUGAAACAGUUGUAUUAGGGAUAAUAAAGCUGAGUGACAAUAGAUAAUACAAAAGCAAAUAAUCACCAAUAAAAUAAAAAAUACAGGCAUGUCAUGCAUAAUGGGAGAGCAAGUGGAAAGCUUUUCAAAUAUUUUGUUACCUUCUCUGUUAUGUUUAAUCACCAUGCUUUUGUUCCUGGUCUUUUGUAAAAGCGGAAUGUUUUUUUUUCUUGAUCAUGUUUAUUAUUAUUGAUAUGUAUGUAUUUAUUCAUCUAAUCAUGUCUGUAUUUGUUCUGGUCUGUUUUAGUUUUUAAAUAUAUGGUUGGAAGCAAACAACUAUUAUAGUUAAAGUACUGCUAAUGCUAUUAGUUUAUACCUGGCAGAGGUUGGGUGAGAACCUCCCUAAGUUUAUGUGAUACAUUCACACAUUAUUAAAUUGUAGGAUAAAAGAGGCAGAGGUGGGAGCUGCAUGUUGAGAAAUGUAUGAAUAUGCAGGGGUGAUAUGUGCAAUGUGCGUUUUAAGCCCCGCCUGUGAACAAUGUGAAAAUGACAGUAUCAUCGCUAGCUGGGAUUUAGUUAGUUUAUUUUUUCAGCAUAAUUCUUUUAUUGCAGAAAGUUUGGCAGCCAUAAAAGCCAAAAGGCAGAAUUUAUUCUUCCUUGUUAGACAGGGAUCAUACAGUAUAGAGUGAAUGGACUCAGUGGCACGCAGUAAUACAGUAUAUGCUCAGGAUCUGUGCUUUGCAAAAGCCAUUUUAAAUACUGCAAAUGUACUAAUUAUUUCCUAUGAUUACCUCCAGGUGUUAUAUGACCAUGUUUCACCCAUAAACUGUUCAGUGGUAGAUCUUUAUCUGCAUUACUGCUUAUUCCACAAACUGUAAAUGGAGAAAUUAUUUCAAAUUAAACCUGCAUUUUAUCUCUUUACAAAAACUGUCUGACUAAAAAAACCUUGCUGAUGACUUGCAAACAAAAUGUGGCAAUAUAAAGUGCAAAAAUGUUUUUGAUACUGACUUUUUUGAAAUUAAAGCUGAUAGGUUAAACAAAAAGUUAUUUUUAAGUGAACUCUAAGUAACAGAUUUUGGACCAGUAAUCUAAUUAGUAGACUUUUCUAAAACAUUAGUGUAAAGUAUUUAGGAGAAAGUAAACACUGUAUUUCUUUAUUUUAUUUCAGUGGUUUUGUGAAAACACUAAAUAUUUUACUAGAGAUAUUGUUUUUAUGGUUGUAAACAAAUAUUAUACAAUGUAAGAUGUGUUUAGGUAUCAGAGCCACUAAAUUAUAUCAGCAGGAUGUCAUAACCUUUGUCUCAGAGAAUGUAUUUUUUUUAUUGCUAUAGUUCUAAAAAAAAAAAAAGGUUAAGAAAUGCUAUUUAUUUAAAUAAUUCAAAAUAGCCUAUGUUGUAUUGUAUAAAAGGAACAUGCAUCAUUUUUACAAUACAGUUAUUCCCUUUCAUGCUGAAAGUGCAAUGAGAACACUGAUACCACUCCUGUUAAAUGCUAAAAAUGUAGCUCUAGAUAGGAGAUGGCUAGUUUAGCCCAGCACAAAAGGGGAAGGAGGAGAAAACAGAUAUCCUGACUCAGUCACAAGGUAACAAAACCCACUUACUUUCCAGCUAAAGUUAACAUGCUAUAUCCUUUUUAAAAUAAUUUUAAGGGGGUUGUGUACCAGACUUGCCCAUGACUGGUAACUCUCUAGCAACUGCUCCGGGCCAAGAAACAGUCCAUAAAAUGGAAAUGCAAAUGAGAUAAGAUAAUGUAUGCAAUAGUAAGCUUUAGAGAAUUUUGUCACCUUUGGGCAGAGCCAGGCUAACUGUUUUUCUGUUUCUAGCCUAAAAUGCUCUAACUAGUUGCUGGCUGUUGCUUUAUAAUUACUGUACAGAUAUGAGAGUGGUAUCAAUCUUCUCAUCUUUUUCUUGACAAAAUAAAUAUUCUUCCCACGUGUUGAACUAUUACUGUAAAAUGUUCAUCAUUUUAUUUUGCUACCACAGUAAUUCAUGCCAUUUUAAGACAUGAGGGAAUUAUGACAAAACCAACAUACUGUUUGCAGGCACAGCAUAAUAUUUCCAAAUAACAUUUGUAAAUGGAUCUGUGAUUUUAAUAUUAGAAAUAUCACAUGGAAUAUGCAUCAGUUUUAUAGAUACAAAAUUGGCAGUUUGUAUUGUCUUUAAAAUGAUCAAAUGUGUUUAUGUUGUACCAUGUCUUAUGCG